Molecule: messenger RNA, 7479 nt
Organism: Pocillopora meandrina
Lineage: Eukaryota; Metazoa; Cnidaria; Anthozoa; Scleractinia; Pocilloporidae
Source: the annotation of a GenBank genome assembly
AUGCCGGAAGUACGUCAUAUAGCUGGCUCAUUAAAAACGCAUGCUCGUAGCUUAGUUCCUUCGAAAUCCAACAUGGCGGCCUUACCCCGUUAUGGAACCAUGUCCACAAUUUGCAGAAAGUGUGUAGGGCUAACUAACAGAUUUUGGCUUCGAUCUUCGCAGGUGAGUGUGAAUUUAUUCUUUUAAUUUAACUGUACCUCCACUAAUGACUUAGUUGUCAAAUAGCGUAAAAUAUUUUUGUUGUUUGAGGUAAAGGUAUUUUAUUUGCAUAUAUGCGCGCGAGGCAACUUUCUUGGAUGUGAUAUUGAGGGCUCGCUUUCAAUUUCAAUUCGUCUUGUAACUUGUUAGAUCAGACUAACUAAGUAAGGGUCUCUAUCCGCUUUAUACUGAAUUUGUUUUCAAUAGAGUUACUAGAAUGGGGUUGCACAUCUUUGGGAUUUUGGGGUCAAGAAAGUUCUAGUAAGUAGGGAUUUAAAAAUUCGAUGAUUUGCUGUUAAAAAAUUGUCAUUGUUUUACCAAAAGUGACUAAAAUGGGAUCUUCAACUGGCUACAGAGUAGAUAGAAUUGGGAGUUUUGAGAGGCCAGCAGCACACACCCAGCAAAAAUUGACCCUAGUACCUCCCCCCUCCCCCCUCCUUCCCUCUCUGGGUGUCAUAAUCAGAAGUACUGGGCUAUGUGAUGUAGUCAAAAUAAAAUGGAGGGAGUCAGAGGCAGAUGCUUAUGGUCUGGUGAAAACUAAAUUGUUAGAGUCUGAUGCACUUGUGGGACCUGAAUUUUUUGCCUGUACUUCAGAUUGUGACUAUGAGAAGGAAAGAUGUGAGAUCUUGAAGAGUUCCUUGACUCUCUCUUCAGAGCACUUUUCCUUAUAAGGUUAAAGGAGUUCUCAGUUCUCUUUUUGAGAUUGUAAUAAUCUGGCUCAAGCAAAAUGAGGACCAUUAACAUUUCCAGAUUUAGACUGUAUUGAUGGCUGAUUGAUGUGUUUUGUUUUGUUUGGAUGCAUUUCCUCAUGUGUGCCCUUUAUGCAGUCUAGUUAAUUGGGGGAUUAUUAGUUGAUCCAAUACCGAAUUCUCCAAACUAACAUCACAAGAACUAUAUGGCAGACAGUGGGGAGAAUUAUUUUUGCAGUGUAGUUAGAUCUUGUUUUUAUUUCCAGGCCAGUGCAGUUAGUAUUACUCCAGUCAGAUGGCUGAAUCUCCAAGAAUACCAGAGCAAAAAAUUAAUGGCAGACAAUGGUCUUCAUGUGCAGCAAUUUAAAGUGGCAGAAAGUGGUAAAGAGGCAGUUGCAAUUGCCAAGGAACUGAGUAAGUUGGUGGUGAAGAAAAUUACAUUAUAAAUAACAAAUAGGUACCAUAUUUCAGUGUGUCAGUUCAGUAAUAGAUCAUAGAUGACAUCAAAAUGAGGUGAGAACCAAAAAGUGGCACAGAAGUGCUGCCAAGUGUGUCACUAAUAUUCCUACCACAUUUUCCACGUCUGCAGUGAUCUGUAACUGAACAGACUCAUGACAACAUGGAAUCUAAUUUUUUUAUGUAAUAAAGAAGCCAAAAUAUGUUGAUGGUGACACCAUCUAAGCAUCUGUUCUCCAAUAGAUCAUAGGUAUGAACCAAUCAAAAUAUGUGUAUCAUCGCAAGUAUUAUAUACCAGUAAUCAUAAUUUAAUAGGGUUCGUCUUAACAUAAAAGUGGUUUUGAUGCCAGUCCAUGAUUAAGGUGCAAAUCUGUGUCACUACAUGUGGGUGUAUAUCACUGAAAAUAUCAGAAGACACAUUUUUUAAGUGUCUGAAACUCAUGUAUGGUUACAGUGCUAUCAAGGUAUCCAGUUAACCCUUCCACUCUUAGGGGUGAUCAAUAAGUUGUUUCUCCUUACAGUAUCGGUAGGCUACUUUGCGAAUCAUGCAGAAAGACAGAUAAUAAAUAAUUUUGACUGAUUCUAACAUCAAUGUCUGGCUUAAAAAAAGAUUUUCAAAUAUGCCCAAGAAUGUUGGAAAUCAUAACUCUGGGAGUUUAAAAGUUCAAAUUUUCCAGGAGAGCAUUCCUCACAACCCCCAUAGAAGAGUGACUGUGUUGUUUUGCGACAUGCCUUACUCACUAGGCAAGCAUAAUUUAGUUCAUCCACCUCUAAGUUCAGGUCGUAUACCUCCUAAACUUUCUAAUGACAGCCCUGAUAUUUAGAUAGUACAGCUACCAUUAACAAUAUUGUUAUCUUGUAGAUGCUAAAGAAUUUGUACUAAAAGCACAAAUCCUUGCUGGUGGAAGAGGCAAGGGAACAUUCACUAGUGGCCUUCAAGGAGGUGUUCAUUUGACAUCAGAGUAAGUCAGUGUUUACCAAAUUGCAUUGUUUCUCAUGAGGUAUACUUGUAUUGAAAGCAUUUUUGUUCUUUGGUAAGGUUAAAAUAAUGAAAAUUUAAUUCAUAACCAUAUAGUUUACUUAUUUUAAAAUUUAUCUCUUGUGUUUUACUCAAGAACACAACAAUAAGGCACCAGGGCUUAUAAUAACCUUUUUCACCCUAAUACUAGUCUGUCUGCUGACAAGGAGAAUUUGUUUAACAAUCAUGAGCUUCUUAAGUUGGUCAUCAUUAUGUUCAUUCUCACAACCUUAAUGUCUGAUUCAGGGGAGAUAUUGUUAGGAGAAAUUAGAUAUUAGUCACUGUUUGUUGUCUUAAGGUUAAAUUCCAACCUCUCCAUCAUUACAUGCCACUAAUUUCUCACUUUGGGGUACUUUAUUUAAAAUUUUUUGUUACUGAUUUAUUUUACUCAUUUUUGUAUUCAGUCCAGAAAAAAUUGGUGAAUUGACAGACCAGAUGGUGGGAUACAACUUAACAACAAAACAAACACCUCCUGAUGGAGUGCUUGUGCAAAAGGUAAUCAAUGACAGUAUCAGGAUCUAAUCUUUUCUUGUAUGUUGAUGUUAUUGCAAUGUCAAGGUAGGUUAAGUCUGGGUACUAGACAAUUAUGAAUAGAUAUUCUUAUAUGUGGUGUAUGACGUAUGAAGUCACGCUGUCUUGCCUGUCAGUCUCAUAUUUAUGUAACAGGUGUGUUGUUGGGGAUUGUUUUGGCUACACAGCCGAGUUUUCUUAUAUUGUAGGGUCAGUGAAUAAAUCUCUGCUGAGUUUUGGACAUGGAACAAUGCUAUACACUACACUAUAUGCAACAUCUCUUUUUCUUAAAAACUUAUUAUCUUGUUUACUUUGGUUACAUUUUGUUUAAAUAUUCCAUAUACGAGUGUUACUUCAUCUUUCAGAUUUAAAUUGGUUGUGGUUCAACUUAAGAGUCAGAGGAAACCCCAAAAAAUAUUUUUUGUGUGCUUAUUGUCCCCAUUUUUGGCGCAUUUGAGUGAUCAGUCUCUGGCGUUAUGACGACCAGUAACUUUCAUUGUUUAUAUCAAUAAUUAUUGACUAGAUAUAGGUGCUCUGAUGUAGAGUAUUUCCUUUGUGUCUUUAACCCUUUCACUCCCAAGAUCUCAUUAGCAAUUCUCCUUACUAUCUGUCAUACAACUCUUAUGAUGUUAGUUUGGAGAAUGUAGUAUUAGAUCUACUAGUAAUCCCCUAAGGGAUACUUAUUCUUUAUUCUCAUUACUUUUAUGCUUGACAUCAUCUUGAUAUUGUAAGGAGAAAUUCUGUUUUGAUCACUUAUGGGAGUCGCAAGGUUAAAAGAAACAGCCAAUGAUUUCACAAGUCAGUUAUGAGGAUAUAAAAAUAUAUUGUAUUUUCUGUUUUUUUGGCAGGUAAUGGUAGCAGAGAGUUAUGACAUUUCACGUGAGACCUAUUUGGCCAUUUUAAUGGACAGAGGUUAUCAAGGACCUGUUAUUGUGGGAAGUCCUAAAGGUGGUGUAGAUAUCGAGGAAGUCGCAGAAAAAACACCUGAACACAUACACAAGGUAACUUUGACCAUUCUGACUCAAAAACCUGAUCAGCGUUAAUCUUACAUUAGAGGACUCGUCGAUUGACUUUCCGUGAAAACAAAACCAAAGGAGGUAUUGGCAUUUUCGAUUUUGCGGUUUUGGCUAUUUAUAAGAUCGGUUUUCCGUUUUUUUUUUUUGCCAAGAAACGUCGGUUUUUUCGGUUUUGGUUUUCAUUGUAAUUUGCGGAUUUUCCGUUUUUCAGCAUUUGGUUCUCCGUUUUGUUAAAAAACACUGAUGGGUGUUCGGAUUUGGUAUCUGAUGUGGUUUUGGUUUUUCCUAUUUCCGGUUUCUUCUCGAUCUGAGCGGCAAUAAGGCGCCUCCACUAAUCUCGAAUAGCCGCGAAAAUCUCUGUUUGCUCCACUUGUCACUGGCUGUAUCGGAUCGAUUUGGGUUUCAGUUAACUGGGAUGUGAAAAUUUAUCGGUUUUGACGAUUUUUGCCUACGCUUUUCGGUUUUAAUCAAUGAGAAGAAAGGAAAAUACCUUGAAUAACUAAUGAGAACUCAAAGUAAAACCAACCACACAGCCAACCAAGCGCGUGAAGACGCGGGCAACCAAGUUGCGAUUGGUAUAAGUUUCGCAUCUGAUUGGUUGAGAGAGUGGGGCGAGUUUUCCGCAAAUAAAGCAAAUCCAAUGCAAUCUAUAUCGUGCAAGACGUCGUGAAUAUUGUCUCGACUUUUUUCAUUUACAGGUUGCUGUUGACAUCUUUAAGGGGAUCACUGACGAAGAUGCAAGAUACCUUGCGGAGAAAUUAGAAUUUCAAGGACCUUUGUUAGAAGAAGUAGGUUAAUUGGACAGAAAUUCAUGUACAUGUAAAAAUUAACUCGUAACGAAUGGUCCCCUGCAAAACAGGUAAUUGCGUUUCCCAAGAAUCGUAAUGUUUCCUGAGACGGAGCCGAUUUAAGUGACAUUUGAUACAUGGCACAACAAAGACACUAGAGCACGCAAUGUUAAAACAAAUAGCACAUUUUUAAAAAAAGAGCGCUUUUUGAUUGAGUGUCGGGAAACGCGAGUGACCAAGUCGUGAUUGGAUUUAUUGUACAAAGUACAUUGCACAACCUCAUUUGGAGUAGAGAAAGUCUUGUGCAUUUUGAUUUUAAUGAGCAAUUUUUUAUUACUAAUUUGGUUUGCGUCUUACAGGCCGCAGAACAGAUAAAGAAACUUUAUGAGCUGUUUCUUAAAGUCGAUGCAACACAAGUAGAAAUCAAUCCUUUUGGUGAAACACCUGACGGAAAAGGUUUGCAAAACUUUCGUGCAAAAAUGCUGUUUUACUUGGAAAUUAUGGAGGAUGGUGUUUUACUUAAUAUUGUAUGUUAAAAGAACAUUUUAUUUCAAACUGUUUCAGUUGUUUGCUUUGACGCUAAGUUCAACUUUGACGACAGUGCCAAGUUCCGACAGCAGGAAGUGUUUGCAAUGGAUGAUCAGAGUGAAAGCGACCCACGAGAGGUGGAGGCUGGAAAGUAUGACCUGAAUUAUAUUGGCCUGGAUGGAAACAUUGCCUGUCUUGGUGAGGACGAUAGCAUAGAGUACAAAUAUCCUGCGAUAUGUGCGGUUGUUUGGACAGUUGGUUAUUUUGUACUGUAAAAAACCUGUUUGACCAGUCGGCUGCGCGCUAUACGCUUCUCUAUCCGCUUUGCUUUUCCCGCCUUAUGAGAAAUAAACAGAAAGACUUAGCAGAAAAAAAAGCAGGUGGAUAAUAAAUAACUUAUCAGACGUUUUGGUGUGUAGUAUCGCUGAGUAUUUUUACUCGUUGUUUGUAUUUUGUUGUUCGUAUGAAAAUGCGGCAAAACUCGUAAGAGUACUCAGCGAUAGUACGCACCAAAACGUCUAAUAAGAUACACUUAUUUCCUAGUGAAUGGCGCCGGGUUAGCGAUGGCAACUAUGGACAUCAUCAAACUUCACGGGGGUACCCCAGCGAACUUCUUAGAUCUUGGGGGUGGAGUGAAGGAGGAAGGAGUCUUUCAAGCUUUCAACAUUGUAACAAAGGACCCUAGAGUGAGUAACGAUUUUGAUGCCCUCGUUUUCUUUAGUUUUUUUGCAUUGUUAUUGUUCUUUUGUUACACACAAACUCCGAUAGCAGUCACGGCGCUCAAUCCAGAAGCAUUUACAGUUAUUUUGGGAUCUGUUUCUCUUUUAAGGUAAAAUCUAUUUUGGUGAAUAUAUUUGGCGGCAUCGUCAACUGUGCCACCGUAGCAGAUGGAAUCACUUCAGCGUACAAAAAACUCAAGGUUAAUGUUCCUGUAGUGGUGCGUUUAGAAGGUAGGUUGUUGAUAAUUUUAAUGUGACGCGUGAACACUGUAAUUAAUUUGAGUUAAAGACUACUUCAAACAUUUUCAUCGGGAACACUGCCGCAGAUAGUUUUCCCGCCUUCUCUGUCAGCCAGUGGAACCACGCCACUGUCUGAUUGUGUGCAUGUGGCUGUUAGACUAUUCGGAUUAUGAUGGGUCAAAUAUCAUGUAGCAUAGAAAACCGUGCGGCAGGUUUCCUGCCCUUUUAAGCUUCUCUAUGGUGUCAUGCUUCUUGCUAUUUGGUCAGCAGACUGAAAGUCGUAUUCUGAUUGGCAAGUCCUCUCGCCUUCACUGUUAGUCGGUGGUGCCACGCUUCACUCUCAUAGGUUAGCUGGCAAAGAGUCACAUUUUGAUUGGUCAUAUUUCUUCUGUCGUUUAACGAAGGCGCAGUUUUCCCGCCAUUUUAGGUUGUUGUGCCGCCUUCUUCCUGGUUGAGUUGCUGACUACAAGUUUGCAUUCUGACAGGUCAAAUGUCAAAUGUAUGGUAUGGGACAAUUCUCACUAACUGUUCUUCGUGUUAAUAUAAAGGUACAAAUGUGGAAGAGGCCAAAAGAAUUCUCAGAGAUAGUGGAAUGCCGCUGAUCCCAGCAGAUGAUAUGGAUGACGCGGCCCAAAAAGCAGUCACAAGUCUUACGAACUAACGUCUGUUUUUGGACCAUCUAGUUAGUUACCAAUCCUUUAACCUCUUGCGCUAAAAUCGCAGGGUCCUCGAUCGAUGGGUGGAUGUUAGUCGCGCGCAAGAAGGCCUAAAUGAUUAAAAAAAAUUGAGGACAGACUCUAUGGUCAGAGUAUGAACGUUGUGCCUGGUACAUUGUUUGUGAAUAAUACAUGGCUUGGAUUAGAACUUUGAAAUGUAAUGGCUGAAUUUUACGAGUAUCGUUUACUUCCGGGAGUUCACACAAUGAGACUUAAGUAAUUUGAUAGGCCUUUUUAUCAUAAAAAUGAAGCAUAAAUUUUUUAGGUUUGUCAUAGUUGUGUUAAUUCUUCGCCAUUUUUGGCCUCCCUUGUCCUUUUCCAGUUUAUUCUUCCUUUGCUGUGUUUGUCUACUUUAUCACGCGGUCAUUUUGAAGUUAAGGCAAUUUUUGAUAAUGCUAAAAUGACUCCACCCUGCGUAGCUGGCGCUUUUGUGAGCCGAGAAAAUUAGCAGUGAAGCUGCGGAGAAUUGGAGCUUGAACCUCGCUGCACAUUUACCAGGACAGUUCAGCAGAGCUACAACAUUGCACUUUGAGCCAAUUUGGGUUCACACGAUCAGUGAAAGUAUAUCAACCCUAACAUCAGAAUGUAUAUUAUCCAUACC